Messenger RNA from Camelus dromedarius (Arabian camel), 294 nucleotides. It is a transcript of the gene PYY, whose product is annotated as peptide YY. NCBI's taxonomy places the organism in Eukaryota, Metazoa, Chordata, Mammalia, Artiodactyla, Camelidae. The record is from RefSeq and is a predicted model, not a curated record. Gene Ontology annotation, molecular function: neuropeptide Y receptor binding; neuropeptide hormone activity. Gene Ontology annotation, biological process: feeding behavior; neuropeptide signaling pathway. The transcript has 3 exons. Bases 1 to 294 code for a protein of 97 amino acids. Gene Ontology annotation, cellular component: extracellular region.
AUGGUGACGGUGCGCAGGCCGUGGCCCGCCAUGGUCACAGUGCUGCUGGCCCUGCUCGUCUGCUUGGGGGCGCUGGUCGACGCCUACCCCGCCAAACCAGAGGCUCCUGGCGAAGACGCCUCGCCAGAAGACCUGAGCCGCUACUACGCGUCGCUGCGCCACUACCUCAACCUGGUCACUCGGCAGCGGUAUGGGAAACGUGACAGCCCCGAAGCUCUCCUCUCCAAACUGCUUUUCCUGGAUCGCGAGGACCGCCCCGUCAAGUCGCAACCAGAAGGCGCCUACAUGUGGUGA